Messenger RNA from Lactuca virosa, 2837 nucleotides. The record is from the annotation of a GenBank genome assembly. Lineage: Eukaryota; Viridiplantae; Streptophyta; Magnoliopsida; Asterales; Asteraceae.
CUUUCACUGCCGAUUCUAACCCUAACCCUAACGUUCUUUCGAUGGCGUCGUGUGACGACGAAUUCGUACUUAUCGGUGACGACAGCACCACCAACAGCCACCAAACAAACCCGCGUUUCCACCACCACCUCUCGACCACCGCGCAUUUAUUAGCUUCCAAGGGUCCCCCGUUUAACGAACUACCACCUCCAGGGGCAACACAUGAUGGUGUUCUACAAGCCAGUGGCGAGGGUUACAGUGAUCACGCGUUCGGUUCACAGCCUAUGGUGGUGGUUACCUACGAAAAUGAAUCCGAUCCAAACAGAUCUGGGAUUAGCGCUGCAAGAAACGAGAAACGUAGCGACUGCGAAGAUCUCAGCGACGGAGGAACGCCGUUUAGUUAUAAUAAGAAAUCGAAGGUUGCCGGUUCUUCUUCAGGCAACGGCGGAGAGUAUAGAAAGGAUAGAGAGGAGUGGAGUGACACUGCAAUCGCGUUCCUCUUAGAUGCUUAUCUGGAGAAGUUUAUGCAAUUGAAUCGUGGAAAUUUGAGAGUGCGGGAUUGGGAAGAGGUAGCUGCGGUCGUGAGCGAGAGGUGCGAGAAUCAAUCGAAGAGCGUAGAACAGUGCAAGAACAAAGUAGAUAAUUUGAAAAAGAGGUAUAAGCUGGAGAGACACCGAGUUAUGAACAACAAUGGCGGAAACACCACAAGCCACUGGCCUUGGUAUCAGAAAAUGGAACAGAUUGUUGGAAAUUCAUUACCCUUGAAGCCUGCGUUGGAUGAAGACAAGUCUGUAGGAGGAAUCAACAGCUCAGUUAGACAAUCCAAGAGAUACACAACUGCAACUUCUAGCCCAAAUAAUCAUCAAAUCACUAACAUGGAGCCAAAAUCAGUCACAAAUCCAAGAUGGCGAAGAGUUGUAUUCAAAAUCAGUGGCUCUGCUUUCACUGGAACUGAUUCUCAAAACAUUGAUCCAAAGGUAGUAAUGCUAAUUGCUAGAGAAGUAUCAAUAGCUUGCCAUAUUGGUAUUGAGGUGGCAAUAGUUGUUGGUGGACGAAAUUUCUUUUGUGGUGAUACAUGGGUAACAUCAAAUGGUCUUGAUAGAACUUCUGCUUAUCAAAUUGGAAUGAUGGCAACUGUGAUGAACUCGAUUCUACUCCAAUCAACAUUAGAAAAAUUAGGUGUUGUGACACGUGUACAAUCAUCAUUUUGUAUGCCGGAAGUUUCUGAACCUUACAACAAACAAAGAGCAAUUCGACAUUUGGAAAAGGGUAGAGUUGUAAUUUUCGGUGGGAUUGGUGCUGGAACAGGGAAUCCACUUUUCUCUACUGACACAGCUGCAGCUCUUCGAGCAUCAGAAAUUCAUGCUGAUGUGGUAAUUAAAGGUAGUAGCUUACAUGGUAUUUACGAUUGUGCCACUGGUGAGAGUGAGUAUGAGCACAUUUCUUUUAGGGAGUUUGCUUCUAGAGGUGUGGCUUUAAUGGACAUGAUGGCUGUGACAUUUUGUCAAGAGAAUGGAAUUCCUGUUGUGAUGUUUAAUCUUGAUGAGGUUGGAAAUAUAUCAAGAGCAUUAUCUGGGGAACAUAUUGCCUGUGGAUCUCUCAUUCAUCAUCAAGAUCAUCACGAUCUUGACGUGAGUAGUUCCAUAAUCGAAGAAGGUACAAAACAGGAUACGAAAUUGGUGAAUAGCGAUGAGUCAGUGAUCAGCAAUAGUCGACCCAAGAAAAGGAUUCGGAUAGAAGAUGUUAAAAGUUCGUAUUUUCGUCAACAGAGUGAAGAAUCGGUUGGGAACAGUAAUGAUUCGGGUAUUGUUGACGAUGAUGAAAAGAAAGAGGGUAUUCUGAGAAAUCGUCCAGGAAAAGCUCUUCGUGAGAUUAAGAAAUUGAAGGAAUCCGGGAAGAAAAGAAAAGAGUUUAAACCCAAGAAACGAAUACGAAAGGUGAAACCUUCUUCUGUGAGCCGCAGGUGCCUUCUUUCUUCCCUAAUCCAAAGAAAAAUUGUGUUAAGUGGUUCAAGAGUCGCUUAUCUUAACAGACUAGAUGAUCAUAUUAUGGCAUCCGGGCGUAUAUAUGAGAAGGGAAUUCAGUGUGAUUGUUGCAAUAUGUUUUUUCUGCUAAGCAAAUUCGAGUCUCAUGCUGGAAGUACAUAUCGUAGACCAUCAGCCAGGAUAUUUCUAGAUGAUGGGAGGUCUCUAUUGGAUUGUCAAACACAGUUAAACCUAGAAACCGAAGUUGAUACAGUCACUAAAUCUACAAAAUCAUCUGAUCAUGCGAUAUCUGGCCAAGAUGAGUUUUGUUCUUUUUGCAACGAUGGUGGUGAUUUAUUGUUAUGUGAUUCUUGUACUUCUUCUUAUCAUUCAUCUUUCAUUGGAUUGAAUGGAGUUUCUGAUUCUGAGUACUGGUUCUGCCCAUCUUGCUGUUGUGGGAUUUGUCUUCAAGGUCAUGAUCAUGACCGAAUUACGUGUGAACAAUGUGAGCGCCAUUUCCACAUUGAUUGCCUGAAAAAAGAAGGGCUUUCAAUGUCUUCUGAUGGUAAUAAAACGUUCUGUUCUAAAAAAUGUGAAGGAAUAUCUUCCGGCCUAAUGGGGAUUUCUGGCAUAUCGAUUCCAUUAACAACGAACAACCUGAGUUGGAGUUUACUGAAGAUGGUGAGUGAUGAUAACAACAUAAAGGAAGAAUAUACAGAAACUUAUAGCAAACUAAACUUGGCAUUAGAAGUGAUGAAUGAGUGUUUCGAACCUGUACAGCAUCCAUCGGAUUCACAAAAACUCUUUGUGUAUUCGUUUUUCGAUCCAUUCCAUCUACAACCCAUCGAGGUUCUUGAAACCCUAGAACGUAGCAACUAUGGUGAAGAAGUAUAA